Leucoraja erinaceus (little skate) is the source of this 3468-nucleotide messenger RNA. Its product is annotated as solute carrier family 22 member 2-like. The record is from RefSeq and is a predicted model, not a curated record. Gene Ontology annotation, cellular component: membrane. NCBI's taxonomy places the organism in Eukaryota, Metazoa, Chordata, Chondrichthyes, Rajiformes, Rajidae. Gene Ontology annotation, biological process: transmembrane transport.
UUCUGGUUCUGGUUCUUCUUUUUCUCCCUGACCCUCUGGAUGUUCUCUCGUUGUUGCUGGUGGUUAAAGUUGUUUAACACCUGUCGUGUAAAGAACCAACCGAGAGAAAUGUGCGCUUCUGUGAUGCAUUUAAACUCCCUCAGUUGGCUUGAUUUUACUUGUCUAUGUGUUUUGGUGGUACUUUAACCUCUGAACACAGCGGAGGAAGCAGCGACCAUGAAAUCUGGAACAGCAAGGACCUGCUCCCCAGUGUAAAGGAGGCUUUCAUGCACACAAAAAAAUAUAUCUCCAGCACUUUCCCCAUUCCUCCUUGUGUUGGAGUCGGUUGCAAUUUUUGAUAAGGUUUGAUUUAUAUGAUUUAAUAUCACGAAUUUACUUAAAAACCGGGGAAUCGAUCGCCGCCUCUCAAAGCUUCAACUUUAAUGAACGAAUUGGGGUGGGGGGAAUGCUGGGAAUGAAAAGUAGGGAAAGGGGUAUGUUAAGGAGAGAAGGAAAAUGUGAAGGAGAGAGAGGGAUAUGUGAAGGGGGGAGAGAUAAUUGACUGACAAUGUUGAGUAGAUGUUUUCUUGUGCGUUCCAGUUGCUGCUUUGAGAGGUGGGGACCAAAGGCGUGUUACCUCCCUGGGUAAAUCAGUCACACUUCAUUUUGUGCACUCAUUUACUAAGUUAUCCACCGCCCAUUGCUGAGAUGAUUGUAGGUGGCCGCACCUUGUCCAGUUGAAGCAGUCCACCAGCCCCGCUCCUACCUUCUGGUUCACCAUCCCAGGCACACAGUCUUCACCAUGCCCACCUUUGAUGAUGUUCUGGAAGAGGUGGGGGGAUUUGGAGUGUACCAGAAGAUCGUCUUCUUCUUGGUGUGCCUGAUCUCGGCCAUGUUCUCCUAUCUGUACGUCGGCUUUGUGUUCCUGGCCGUCACUCCCGACCAUUGGUGCAGGAGUCCCGGUGUGUCCGCACUGAGGGCCAAAUGCAACUGGUCCCUGGAGCAGGAGAAGAACUUCACGCUGCCCGCGGGCCGCGCUGGGAGCUCCCCGUACAGUCAGUGCGAGAGGUUCGACAUAGACUGGAAUUCCUCCUCCGUUAGCUGUGAAAAUCCACUUCCCUUCUCCUGGAAUCAUUCCCGAGAUCUUCCCCUGACAAGGUGCCGGGACGGAUGGGUUUUUGAAAACGGUUCGAUCUCCAGCAUUGUAACCGAGUUUGAAUUGGUAUGCUCGGACGCCUGGAAGGUGGAUCUGACUCAAGCCUGCCUCAACCUGGGCUUCAUGGUGGGGACGAUCAUCAUGGGCUACGCGGCGGACAUGUUUGGUCGGAAAUUCAGCUUCUUGUCUGCGACAUUAGUGAAUGCGGUGGUGGGGCUUAUUGUGGGCUUCCUGCCAAACUACACCUGGUUUGUGAUCUUCCGAACUUUCCAGGGCGUGUUCAGUAAAGGCUGCUGGCUGUGUGCAUACGUCUUCAUCACAGAGCUGGUGGGGCUGGAGUACCGAAGGACUGUGGGCAUCCUGUACCAGGUCUGCUACAGCAUCGGCAUGAUGCUGCUUCCGGCCGUGGCCUAUCUCAUUCCCGACUGGAGGAACCUGCAGCUGGCCACCACCAUUCCCAACUUCCUCUUCCUCGCCUACUACUGGAUAAUUCCAGAGUCUCCCAGGUGGCUACUGUCUCAGAACAAGAACGCACAGGCCAUGGAUGUGGUGCAGAAGAUGGCCAAAAUGAACGGGAGCAGUCUCUCCCAAAAAUACGAGAAAGUUGAGGAGAAUACAGAAGACUUGGGCCGCCCAUCAUUCGUAGACCUGGUCCGAACUCCUCAGAUAAGGAAACACACUCUGAUCUUGAUGUACAACUGGUUUGCCAGCGCUCUGGUCUACCAAGGUCUGGUCAUGCGCUUGGGGACGCUGGGUGGAAACAUCUACCUUGACUUCUUCAUCUCCGGAGCCGUGGAAAUCCCGGCAGCGGCGAUCCUCAUCCUUCUGGUCAUCGAGAGGAUUGGGCGCCGCCUCCCCUUCGCUACCGGCGGGCUCGUGUCGGGGGCAUCCUGCCUGAUCGCAGCCUUCAUACCCGAGAGUGUCAGCUGGUUAGCGACGGCAAUCGCAUUUGUCGGUAAACUGGGCAUCACCAUAAGCUUCGAAAUGGUGGUGUUUGUAAACGCUGAGUUAUACCCGACUUUUAUCAGAAACCUGGGUGUGUCUGUCUGCUCUACCCUGUGUGACAUUGGAGGGAUUGUGGCUCCGUUCAUCGUCUACCGUCUGGCUGAUGUCUGGGCAGGAUUGCCACUCGUGGUUUUUGGGGUGAUCGGGCUGAUUUCCGGGGGCCUGGUGCUGCUUUUGCCCGAGACAAAGGGGUUGACUUUGCCCGACACUAUUGAGGAGAUCGAGAACAUCAGCCGGCAAAAGCGAAAGGUUGCAAAGACCAGCUACCAACAAGUCAUUCUGCGGACAGCUGAUGCCAAGGACCACGCUUCCACGAAGACGGACGUUGAAGUCUAAAUUAAAUCCUGUCCGCGCAUCGGUUUCCAACUCACCCAAUGUAGUCACCUUCACCCGAACAAAACCGCCUGAUGAUUUCUGCUCAUCCCCCUGGUCGCGUAACAUGAACAUUGAAGUCUUUUGUCAAUCAUGUCCACUUAACCUUCCAUAUUAUACGAGGAAUCAAAAAUUAGAAAACAUCGUUAAUGCCUUCUGCCAAAUUCAAUGUAUAAUAUAAAGAAUGUUGUUGGAAAGUUGCUUUGAGAAGAAAUUGAUUUGCAUUUUAGAGUCAUAGAGUCAUAUCACACAGAAACAGGCCCUUCGGCCCCAACUUGUCCAUGUGACUAUGAUGCCCAUCUACAAUAGUCCCACCCGCUCGCAUUUGGCCCAUAUUCCUUUAAACCUUUUCUCUCCAUGUAUCUGUCCAAAUGUCAUCUGAAUAUUGUUAUUGGACCUGCCUCAACUACCUUCUUCAACCCGAAACAUCACCUAUUCCUUUUCUCCAGAGAUGCUGCCUGACCCGCUGAGUUAACCCAGCAUUUUGUGUCUAUUUUCGCUCUAAACCUUUACUACCCAUGUACUUGUCCAAGUGUCUUUUAAUUGAUGUUAUUGUAGCUGCCUCAACUACCUCCUCUGGCAGCUCAUUCCAUAAAAUCAUCACCCUCUGAGUGGAAAAAGUUGACCCUCAGGUUCCUAUCUUUCCCCUCUCACCUUAAAGUUAUGUCCUCUGGCUCUUGAUUCCCCUACUCUGGAUAAAAGACUGUCCAUUCACCCUAUCUGUUACGCUUGUGAUUUUAUGCACUGCUAUUAGAUUACCCCUCAGACUCCUGUGCUCCAAGGUACAAAGUCCUGGCCUGCCCAAUCUCUCCCGAUAGUUCAGGUCCAUGAGUCCUGGCAACAUCCUAGUAAACCAAGCAUUUGAGGAGGUUUGGGUUUCGCUUUAUUAUUAUCACGUGUACCCACGUACAGCGAAAAGCUUUGUUUUGCAUGCCAUCCAAACACAUCAGAUAUAC